Molecule: messenger RNA, 2350 nt
Organism: Cladocopium goreaui
Lineage: Eukaryota; Dinophyceae; Suessiales; Symbiodiniaceae
Source: the annotation of a GenBank genome assembly
GGACCCUGUAGUGGAAGAGGAAGUAGAGAGGGAAGCUGAGGUGGUUGUGACACUGCAACAGACCUGGCCCGGCUUCACCGCUGAGGGUUUUUGCCCAAAGCAGGAUCAACAUCACGGUGCAGAUGCCAUGGCCGGCUUGUGGCCCUUGGACGUGGACCGACUUUGUGCUCAACUCGCCUUUCUUUCUUUGUUUUGCUUUUGCACCAUGAGAAGGGAUGUGAUGGGAUUCGUUUCACCCUCCGGGGUUCCUGGGUCUUGCUGCAGCUGUCCAAGUCGACAAUUGCUGUUCUCGAGAUCUGAAAUGCUCAACGAUGCACGACUCCCUUUCAAGCAGAAGUUAAGUUUGACGGCGGAAAAAGGCUGCAACUCCGAAAGAUCCAAGCUGCAUUCGCAUCUGUCACGCCUCAGCUUUGAGCUGCCGUUGUGUCAAACAGAGAAGCUACCUACCUUCAACACAAGGGAAAAGUCAGAGCUUUAUGAAAAGGGCGCAUUGGUCUUGUGGGGAAGUCAUAGGCUUGUGAACGCCAGAGCUCCUGCCAGUCCUGUUUUGAGCCCACGGCGCUCAUGUGAUGCUCAAGGCAUCGCCGGUGGCUUCUCGCCCAACAGCCCUAUGGUGGAACAGGACUAUGCCGAGGGUGCUGAAGUGCGAAUGGGGAACCAUCGUUUCAUUUGCCUCGGCGCCUUGGGUCGUGGCUCUUAUGGUGAAGUCUGGCGAGCCAAGGUCAUCUCAGGAGAGGAUCAUCUCAAAGAAGCGGCUUUGAAAGAAGUGCUCUGCCGCAGCCAAAGUGAGUUGCAGCAGGCAAUCUUCGAGGUCCAAGUCCUCCUUGCCUUGGAGCGCGCGGCUGCUCCACAUGGGGUGGAGCUGCGGGUGCCGCGAUGUAUCUCCUACAAGGUGGCUGCUUCGCCGCGUGGCUGGAGAGUGCGCACUGCCAUGACCGUGGCUCCUGGAGAGUCCUUGGACUUCUUCAUGAGGCGACCUGCGCCUCCAAACGGUGGGUCUGCACCUGCGGUGCGGAAAGCGCUGGUUUUAGCGGCCCGGCUUCUGCGGGACAUCGGGCCUUCCUUGCAGUUGCUGGGGCCAAUUGCUUGGCACCGGGACGUGAACUCCCACAACAUCUUGAUUGAUGGCGCGCCAGAACAUGCAGAUGAGACAUACCUGGCACAGAAUGCCUCCUUUUGGCUGAUUGACUUCGGUCUGGCAGUAGACUCCCAAAGUUGGGUUCCUGCAUUAUUUGCUUCAGCAAGAGGUUCUUCCAAGACCCAGAUUGACUUCUGGCUAGUGACGGAGUACAUCGGCGGAGACAGUCGCUACUGGCCUCCGAGCAGUUGGAUUAUGCACCUCGUCGGCCCUGAGGGCUUCGAGCGACGUCCAGACCUCUGCGAGCAAUAUCAGCGCCGCUUGGAUAUCCAUGGCCUGGGGAUCACGGCACUAGAGUUGCUGUGUUCUGUGGCCAUGUCCAGUGGUGAGGCUGAGGAGCUGCAGCUUUGGACCCCUAUCUUCCGGGCCUGGAAAGCAUACCGCGAGGCUGGAACUGCGGUGUGGCACUGGUGGUCAGUGGUCUAUGCUGUCUUCUCCACUGGGGGGGACCUGGGACCAGUGCAGUCGCAACUAGUGGAGGAGCGACUCAUCGAGCGGCUCUUGGAUUUACUGUCCAAGAUCCGUCGCUCCUUGCGAAACUGCGCUGAACAGCUGGCAGAGACGGCAGAGAAGCCGCAAAAAUUGCUGCGGAUGAUUGCAGAUAUGCUGGACGAAGGGCACUUCUGGGGAACCCUUGGUCCAACAAUACCGACCUUUGGUUUGGUGCUCAUGAAGGUGUCUUUGCGUCUUCCUAAGCAGAUCUUGGGUGGCCCAAAGCUUGAGACGGCUGUGACGCCACCAAGCUUGGGUGGCAAGCCCAAGCGAUUCCACACUUCGCCAACCAACCAGCGUGACCAGCGUGACCAGCGUGACCAGCGAGUGGUGAACAAUGUGCGGAAGGCUGAGGUGGCCCUGCAGGCAGGUUCAUCCCACACCCCAGCCCAUGUCAGCCUCCACUGCGAUCAGCUGCGUUGUCAGGGUCGAUGCGACGGUGUUGAGCGCUUCCAAAGUGCACGGCUUUUGAGUGAUGGUGUGACCACUGGAAGUGCCAGAAAUACCGAGAAGGAACCGAGGCCCACCACCAAUCUUCCUGGCCAUGAUUCUUUGAUACAGCGUAUGCAAAGUGUGGGAGCACAGCUGCGGGAUCGGCGGGUAGAGCUCGCGGCCAGUGCCUUCGAGCAGAAGCUUGGGCAAAUGCGGCGUGAGGUCGUUGGCAAGGACCAAGACAUUGAAUGGCUUCCAGGUAGCGAGACACAGGUUCUGAAUGGAAAG